Neohortaea acidophila is the source of this 487-nucleotide messenger RNA. RefSeq lists its product as uncharacterized. Gene Ontology annotation, cellular component: DASH complex; mitotic spindle. The record is from RefSeq and is a predicted model, not a curated record. The coding region runs from base 204 to 395 and encodes 63 amino acids. The transcript has 3 exons. NCBI's taxonomy places the organism in Eukaryota, Fungi, Ascomycota, Dothideomycetes, Mycosphaerellales, Teratosphaeriaceae. Gene Ontology annotation, biological process: attachment of spindle microtubules to kinetochore.
AUUUCCACCAACACUUCACGCCGCGUUUAACGAUAUUGUUAUGUGGAAAGGAAAGGCGUGAUCUGAUGGAGAGCCCCCACGAACACCAGCAGAGCUUGCUGCUCUCCCGCAUCAUCACAAACGUGGUAAGGAGAGGCAGGCUCCCCCAUUGCAUUCGGACGUAUCACUGAUUAAGCGUAUAGGACAAACUCAACGAAGCCGUCAUGGUCUUGAACAAGACUCUGCAGGAAAUCAACGUGAACAACAUGAACAUCGAGCUGGUGGCGCAAAUGUUCAAGAACUACCAGUCGAACGUCUUGUUUCAUCUUGAAGGUAGGUCAUCACCAGGCGGGAGGAUGUGGAAUCUGGGACUGACGAGUGCAUUAGCAACCGACAGCCUCAAAGAACCUUCAUAGCCGGGCAGGAAGCGGAAAUGAGGAAUGUCCAGGAUGAAGUAGAUUGAUAUGAUACCCACAGCUUCAUUCAAGACAUAUUGAGUUGCUCAUGC